AUGCCAUUCCCCCAAGUCCAACGCCUUACGGCAUUUUAUACUGUUCUCAAUGGCAGAAACAUAUUUUCCAACAAAGUCAUUAGGUCCUUUCAUAGCUCUCGUCCUCUAUGCGAAGAUGACGUCGGCCAAAAUCACUACGAGACUUUGAAAGUUGGCGAGAAUGCCUCCGCCGCUGAAAUUAAGAAGUGCGACUGCCCCAUGCUGCAGCAUUUUCGGAACAGGUCUUUCUACACGCUCUCCAAAACCCACCACCCGGACCACAACCGUUCGGACCCAGAGGCUCCAGCCCGCUUCAUGCGCAUCUCGGACGCCUACUCUGUCCUGUCAUCGCCUGACAAGCGCGCCGCCUACGACCGCGACGUGAUGCGCACACGCCACCACCAUCACCACGCCGCCGCCGCAACCAGGGGAUCCUACAGCUCCACCGGCCCAGCAGGCGGCCGCGCCGCAUCCGGUCUGAGCCGCCGCCGGAGCACAUACACGGGCCCGCCGCCGUCCUUCUAUCGCAACGGUGGAUGGGGAGCGCACGGCGCCAAGAGGGCCGCGGCGCACGAGGCUAGCAGCGGUGGGGCCGACGGUGCGCGCGCCGAGCAGAAACCGCCGCCCGGGGACGGUACCUGGGGGGCCGGGAUGGGAUACGGCCAGGGUCAGCGGGCGGAGGAGGUGCCGCAUUUUGAUCACGAGAGCCACGAACGUACCCACCGCCGUAUGGACCGUCGCAAGGCGUCUUCGAUGGAGUUUGAGCCGUCCAUCGGAUCCCAUGAUAGUUUCAUGGGUGGGUUCAUUGUCGUGUCGGCCGUUUUGGCCGUGGCACUGGCUGUGCCAGCGCUCUUCUUUUCGCUGAAGAGAGACCGGUCCGACAGGAGUGAGGCUAUCCGCCAGCGUAGGGUUUGA
Messenger RNA from Pyricularia pennisetigena, 894 nucleotides. RefSeq lists its product as uncharacterized. The record is from RefSeq and is a predicted model, not a curated record. The coding region runs from base 1 to 894 and encodes 297 amino acids. The transcript is spliced from 2 exons. Lineage: Eukaryota; Fungi; Ascomycota; Sordariomycetes; Magnaporthales; Pyriculariaceae.